This is a messenger RNA of Symbiodinium sp. CCMP2592, 1908 nucleotides long. The record is from the annotation of a GenBank genome assembly. Lineage: Eukaryota; Dinophyceae; Suessiales; Symbiodiniaceae.
AUGACGUCUCCGGAACCGAAACAUGUUGAGGCCGUCGACAGUGAUCAUGGUGGGUUUGAAUUUGCUGAGAUGUCUAGCCCUUCGAAAAGGUCUGCCACAGAUAGUGACUUUUCACGAAAUCCUUCGACGGAACAGUUGCAGUUGCAGGAAUCCGAGGCUGCAAGCUUGGCAGGCUCACCUGCCCCGAGAAAAGAGCGGAAGCUGUCCGGUCGCACUGCCCAGGCAGCUGCGAAGCAAAGUUUCCCUCCAGGCUUUGCAACAGUGGAAUCUUUAGAGCAGUGGCCGACAGAGCUGCUGCUACGCAUCUUUGGCAAAGAGCAAGGAGACGCUGGCUUCCACCGUCGACGGAGGCUUGAGGCUUCGUUGCAGCACGGCCUGGUGCUGCACACAGAUUUCAGUGGCAAAGGGUCCGUGGAGCAGAUGCUACGCAUGUUUGAUGUGGCGGCCAAGGACUGCUCAGAGCGGCGUGUGCGUCUUCAAGAUGUCUGGUUCCGCUGCUUCCAGGCCAAUGACAUCCAGAAGGAGGCUCUGGAUGCCUUGGUGGAUCAGUCUGUGGAGUCGCCAGAGCAUGUGUUUAAGGGUCUCCUCGAAACAUUGCCACAGUCGGAACAGGCGAGAAUUAAGAGUUUGAGGCCUGAGCCGAGGGCUCGAAAGGAGCAGGCGGAAGCUUGCCAUCGUGCUCAGUUGCAGUACAUCUCUGCUUCGCGCAAGACCCUGUUUGCAGGCUCAGCAAGCAAUUGCAUCAGGCAUCCGGGCAAGUGUUGUCCACUAUAUUUCCCGGAUCCCAUGGGUGUGGACGUGCAGACCCCUCCUUUGAAAGUGAAUUUUUCGGGUCCGAUGUGCUCGCCCUUCACAUCACACGGGCUUCAGCUGGGCUUUGCAGAUCCCAGCAUCGAGUCGCUGAAUGUUUGGUUAGCCAAGAUGUGCGAGAGUCCCAUGGAUUUGGUUUUCUUUGAAAAUUCCGACCGGUUUCCAUGGAGCCUCUUCGUGGAAGCCAUGUCGGCAGAGACACACUGGGAGUGUCAUCGAUGCGUUUUUGGAGCGGAGGAGCUGGGACUUCCGGUGCUGCGGAGACGUACAUACGGAGUGGCAAUCAAUCGGAAAUCACUGGUGUGGCUUGGUUCUGAACAGCCGGACGUCACACAAGAGUUUCUCAGCAUCUUUGGUCGAAGCCCAGCAUUAGAUGGAGAUGCAUAUGCAGGCCUGGAUUCUCUUGAAUCCAUCCAAGAGACACGUGCUGAGCGGAGGCGAGGCAUCUACGGUUCAGCAGACGACAUUGCACUGUCUGCGCUCUUCACGAAAGCUGCGCAGGAGAGGUUCAACAAGGCAGCCUCGCAGUACGAGUCACGGAUGAAAUCAGGUGACGCCGGUGCCUUCAUCUUCGAUGCCUCUCAAAGUGAGAACCGCAGCAGAAUCAACCAGCUGCUUCCAGCAGCUACCAAGACAUGCAUGUUUGUGUCUUUGUCGAAGGAGCACAUUUUCACACAGAAUGAAGUCGAUUUUUCCAUGGGCUGGCCAGUGCUGGGGACUGCUUCAUGCCCUCAGUAUGCUCCUGUACUUCCGCGAAGCUUGUCGCAGCAGAGUCAUCAUAUGAGGCGGCGUCUGAGUGGCAAUGGUAUGUGCUUGCAGCAGGUCUUUGCCUGGUUUCUGUUUGUGCAAUCCCACUGUGCUCGAAAGCAGUUGUUGUUGCAGUGGGUGCCGCCGCUUCUUGAUGAAUGCCACUACGGCUGCGACCUUGACAAGCGUCAGCAGAAGUCGGGCCAGAAGGAGGAUUCGGCAGCACCAGCCGAUCAGCCCGCUGAGCCGGACGCAUUGCAUCGGAUGCAGGCAGCCUUUCGUAAAGCAGCGGAAGAGAAGCAUGGAGGCCAUGGUGACGGUGAAGCCGUACAGAAUGGUCCUUUUGACUGA